This is a messenger RNA of Pipistrellus kuhlii (Kuhl's pipistrelle), 1060 nucleotides long. RefSeq names its product olfactory receptor 52W1. Lineage: Eukaryota; Metazoa; Chordata; Mammalia; Chiroptera; Vespertilionidae. The coding region runs from base 110 to 1060 and encodes 316 amino acids. Gene Ontology annotation, biological process: G protein-coupled receptor signaling pathway. Gene Ontology annotation, molecular function: olfactory receptor activity. The transcript has a single exon. Gene Ontology annotation, cellular component: membrane. The record is from RefSeq and is a predicted model, not a curated record.
CUCUAUGGAUAGGUCUGUGCCACUGAGACACCCCCAAAAAUCUCUCCGUUUGUCCUUUUCCUCUCAAGAGUCAUGCCCCCAUGAGCCCUAAAGCUUUACCCCACACAGGAUGGUAGAAGUUCCACUGCCCAAUGCCACCUUCCCACGCCCAGCUUUCUUCCUACUGACUGGCAUUCCAGGGCUAAGGGGAACUCAGGCCUGGCUGACACUGGUCUUUGGGCCCAUGCAUCUGCUGGCCCUGCUGGGCAAUGGAACAAUGCUGGCAGUGGUGCAGGUAGAUUCCACACUGUGCCAGCCCAUGUUUCUCCUCCUGGUCACGCUGGCAGCCACAGACCUGGGUUUAGACACUUCCGUAGGCUCAGGGUUGCUGGCUGUGAUGUGGUCCGGGACCCGCCCUGUGCCAUAUGCUGCCUGCCUGGUCCAGAUGUUCUUUGUCCAUGCACUGACUGCCAUGGAAUCUGGUGUCCUGCUGGCCAUGGCCUGUGAUGGUGCCAUGGCGGUAGGGAGUCCAUUGCACUAUUCCAUCCUUGUCACCAAAGCUCGUGUGGGAUACGCGGCCCUGGCACUGGCACUAAAAGCCAUGGCUAUUGUUGUGCCUUUCCCUCUGUUGGUGGCACGAUUUGAACACUUCCGAGCCAAGACCAUAGAGCAUGCCUACUGUGCACACAUGGCGGGGGUGGAGCUGGUGGUGGGUAACACUCGGGCCAACAAUUUGUAUGGGCUAGCUCUCUCCCUGGCCGUGUCGGGUGUAGAUAUUCUGGGCAUCACUGGCUGUUAUGGGCUCACUGCCCACACCGUGCUGCGACUGCCUACCAAGGAGGCCCGUGCUAAAUGUAGUUCCCACGUCUGUGUCAUCCUGGCUUUCUAUGUGCCUGGUCUCUUCUCCUACCUCACACACCACUUUGGUCAUCACACUGUCUCCAAGCCCGUGCACAUCCUUCUCUCUAACAUCUACUUGCUGCUGCCACCUGCCCUCAACCCUCUCAUCUACGGGGCCCGCACCAAGCAGAUCAGGGAUCGGCUCCUGGAAACCUUCACGUUCAGGAAAAGCCAGUUCUGA